CAAUCAACGCGAGAGGUUGUUUACGUUUGUGUUUCUCUAUGUGCUAAACUCUUGGAAUACACAUGUGUAAUUUUAAUUGACAUAAUGUACACAUAUUUUACCGUAGGAAUCAGGUGUAUUAACGAAAAUCAUGGAGUAUUGUUGUCUCUCGUUCUUUAAUUCAAAUUAGAAAGUUAAUAUUGUGUAUAUGCGGGUGACAUUUUAUUACCAAGGUUCAAGGCUGUUUGAAAAUGGAUGCCUUAUUUAAUACACAGGAAGUCAGUGCAAUAAUGCCUGUUUUCAGCGAAUAAAUAGUGUUUUAAGAAAUAACUUGUAUUGUUUAUACGUUAACAUAGUUGUUACACGUGAUUGUGGAUCAGUAUCGUGAUUAUUUGAAAGAAGACCAUGUCGAAAACCUUGGAAUUACAUUCCGAAUCGUUCAUUGAUAAACAGCCGCCAUUGCUAGACCAAAACAAAUAUAUUCGCCACAGGUUACUGCGACAUAAGACGAUUAACAACGUUUAAAUGUUUAAGAUGUAGUGUAAACAGAUAUUAUGCAGACUUUGAGUUAUUUUGUUACAGUUUUACUUUAUUUCGUGCCUGUGAUAGCCAUUGUUACCUCAGAAGAACCAGCACUGGGGUCUUUCAAUGAUGCACGGGUCACUGAUGUACGGUUGACCAACUCGAACAAGAAGAAUAAUUAUGGAAUACUGGAAGUGUCAAUAGAUGGAACAUGGACAGCGGUCUGCGAUGAUAAUUUCGAUGACAAUGCAGCGGCAGUUGUGGCCUGUCGACAGCUCAACUUUGUUGACGGAAGAUUUCAACCUGGUUCAGCAUUGGGCAGACUGGCACAGGAAGUCAUCGGAGCUGUCAGACUGGAUUGUCGUGGUAACGAGACCGACUUAUCUCAAUGCAGCAAUACCGUGUCCAAUCACUGUCUUUCUGAAAACUAUGUUACACUGUACUGUAGCCCUCGUACCAUUGUGGAAAAAGAAUGUGUAGAAAUCAGAAUUAAAGAUGGAUAUAGCUAUGGCCGGUUGGAAGCUAAUCAGUAUGGGUUCUGGGGACCAAUUUGUGAUUUUGACUGGACCGAUUUGGAAGCCGACGCAGCCUGCCGGGAACUUGGUAAAGCAGGCGGAUACGCUUAUUACGCUGUGAGUAACUCUGAUGAUCCCAUGGUGGUUGGUCGGUUUAAUUGCUCCGGUGGUGAGGGCGCUCUGAAACACUGUGAUUUCAAAGGAUUUGGAGAGGCUCUCGGUUGUCAGUACCCGAUCACUAAAGGAUACAGAAGGGCUGCUGGUGUGUUUUGCUAUGACCAUAAAGAUGGCGUACAAUUUCGUCUCUCCGAUCGCUGGUAUGGUAAAGUACAGGUAAAACACAACGGGGAAUGGGGCCGCGUCUGCAAUGCUAACUGGGGUAACAAGGAAGCCAGUACUCUAUGUAGACAGCUCGGCUAUGUUGACGGACGGGCAGAAAACACUCCGAGUGAAAGCCCAGGAAAAGUACGGAUCAAUGAUGUGAAUUGCACCGGAUCGGAAAGUUCAAUUCUAGAGUGUAGUCAUCACUCGAGCUGGACCGGGUCGAUGAGCCAGUGUCACGAUGCGGAGGUCAUCUGCGAAAUCAAAAUAUGCGGUACCAUGGACGUCAGAAACUCGGUAGAUUCAUUGAACCAGUUACGCUACUGUAAUGUGAUCGAAGGAAACCUGACGAUACUCCUGAUAGCUGGCAAGUGGGAAGAUUUUCAGAAAUACAGCUUUCCAAACCUUGUAGAAAUCACAGAAUAUCUGGUGCUGUUCAGAGUCGAUAAUUUACGAAGUCUAAAUCACUUGUUUCCGAACCUCGCCAUCAUUCGCGGAGAUCGACUGUUCAACGAUUAUGCAUUGGUCGCCUUUGAAAUGCCCGAUCUCGUGGAACUUGGUUUGUCAAGUUUGGUGUCGAUUCCUAGAGGUGCCAUCAGAUUGGAGAAAAAUCCGAACCUAUGUUAUAUUGAAACGAUUGACUGGGAGAAAAUAACAACGGGAGUGACGAUGUCGGAGAACUACUUUAAAGGCAAUAAAGAUGUACAAGAAUGCGUUAACAAGUGUCCGAGUAACUGUGAUCAAACAUUAGAAUACGAUAAGAAAAUGCCUAGAUGCUGGACGAUAAACGACUGCCAGAAAAUGCUAUGUAAGUACGAAUAUGAGUGGUUCAUUUGAUAGACUAGUAUCAAGAAAUCUAAGGA
Molecule: messenger RNA, 2200 nt
Organism: Ruditapes philippinarum (Manila clam)
Lineage: Eukaryota; Metazoa; Mollusca; Bivalvia; Venerida; Veneridae
Product: neurotrypsin-like
Exons: 6
Coding region: 534-2174 (546 amino acids)
Cellular component (GO): membrane
Source: RefSeq, a predicted model, not a curated record